ACAAUAUGUAGCUGCACCCCACAUUUAGUAGUAAAAUAAAAAUCUAUUUAAAUAAUAAUACACAUGCUUAAAUGUAGUUCUAAAAUACUUAAAUUAAAAAUUCUGUUUUGUCAGUUGUGUGAUCGAGUUCAUGGAAAUGGUAUCGGAAGCAAAGUUGAAUGGUGGUGAGAUGGAAGCCCCUGUCGAGCUGCCGCCUGCAUUGGCGGAGAAGCCUGCUGGCCUGCCGCCUGGCAAGUAUUCCCUGGUCGGAUGGGAUAUGGACACAACAGGGAGGAGACUCAUAGAUGAGAUAUGUCAGAUCGCAGCGUACACCCCGAAACAGACAUACUCGCAGUAUAUAAUGCCCUAUGGAGAUUUGAACCCUGGAGCGCGUCGCCGCCACAACGUCCGGGUCGUUACCGUUGGCCGCUAUCGUAUGCUUAAGGACACCGUCACCCAUAAGAUUUUGAAGACUAAAUCUGAGAUAUCGGCCCUGUCUGAUUUCCUGGACUGGUUAGAGAAAGAGAAGGGAGAUGGCAGUGUCAUUCUCAUCUACCACGAGCCUCGCCGCUUAAGCCCCACCAUGCUUCUAGAAGCACUGACCAGGUACAAGUUGCUGGAUCGCUUCAAGACUAUCGUGGCGGGUUUUGCCGACAGCUACGCGCUGGCGGCUGAUAAGUGCAAGACUACAGUGAAAUCUGUAUCAUUGAGGGUUUUAGCCAGAGUUUUACUCGACGCCGACUCACUAUCCGUAGAUAGUGCAUUAGACAGGGCCACUGCUGCAUAUAGGAUUGUCGAACACCUUGCACAAGGUGAGCAGCAGGAAGUGGGUGCGGGGGGCGAAGGCGCGGGGGCGAGUGCUGACAUGGUGGAGACAGCGCGGGUCUGGGCGAGACCUGUACAUACGGAGUUGGAAGCACUCGCUAACCUCAAGCGGCUGCUGGAGAGACAGAACACGUUCCGGCCAGUAUUCGCACCGCUAUUAAGACUGGCGCGACCGGAACGCAAGCGCGUCACACAACUGCGACGUAUACUGGCGGACGCCGGUCUACUGUACGAACAGCUCAGGGACGCCUGGCAAGAACAGAAGCUGGAGGGUUUAGAAAAGCAACUGGCUUCAUUAUCAGUAUCUGCGAAAGAGAAAGACAUUCAGGAGCUCAUAGAAAUAUUCGACUGCCAUUUUGAUCCUGCCAAAGAGCCCAAAGGCCCUAAACCUAGAUUACCAAGAAAUAGAACUAGGGCAACAUCGUCCGCGGGUGAGACUGGCGAGGCUGAAGGGACGUCUAGCGAUUCGCAGAACAGCUCGCCGCACCACUCGCCUAAUAAUACCAACACUAACGAGAUAGCAGUGGGUGAUACUAGUCAAAAGGUAUCUGCGCCAGAACCGGUAGCGGCAAACUAACGACUGGCGAUCACAUAUGCUUAGACUUUUCUACCACAUUACUAUCGUUUAGUCUCGUAACAAAGCCAUAGGAAUGUGACAAAAAAACAUUUAUUCGUAUUAUACAUUAGAAUUAAGUCUCCUUUGGAAUUGAAAGAAAUUGUUUUGCAUGCAUCGGUGAACGAGUUAUCACAUUGUUUUUUUUUUCUCUAAUGUUCUGCAAACGCCCAAGUUAUACUUUUCCUCUUUGCUUUAUGCAUAAAGUUUAUCUAUAAUAAUAGUCGAUAAUGUAGUUGAGUGCCUUAGCAACUCAGUGUAAUAAGAUUAUAACAUUUGGUAUAUCCAUAAUAUUUUUGUGUCUACAUUUUGGUGAACAACGUUUUUGUUGUUUUUGCAAUGUCAUGCAUAAUAUUGUUAUAUUAAGCCGUUUAUACACGAGAUAAUAAUAUAUUAAAGGUCGCUAUAUUGUGUUGAAGCGGUGUUGUAAACUUUGUGAGUGUCACGAAGUUGCGGAGUUUUAUACUAUUUUUAAUAUCACAGUUAAAUAUAUAGCUUGUUAAAGCAAUAUUUUAUUGUUUUAAAUUGGGGGCUUAGAACAAGGAUUAUAUAAUAAAAAAAAAGUACAAUUUGUUUAUUUAUUCAAAGUUACUUUAUUUAUUUUUUAAAUGUGUGCAAUCACAUUGGGAAUGGAUGGACUGAUUUUUUGCAUCCGCAUAAUAUUUUAAAAUAUUUUAUUUAUUUUUUCCUUUUGUUUCCUUUUGAUUGUAAGUUAUUAGGCUGUUCUUGAUGCAUUUUGCUAUAACACUGCUGCUCAAGUUGUUCCGUUUGCCAUAGGAAAAUGUUUCUUAUUGAAUGUAAGGUUUUCCUUUUACCAUACAAUAAGCUAAUGUAAUGAAAAAAAAAAUACAAAGUGUGUACCUAUUAACUUACCUCUAAUUUAGUUAGUUUUAACAUAGACUGUACAUAUAAUUUAAUUUCUUAUUUUGUUCAGAU
Diatraea saccharalis (sugarcane borer) is the source of this 2353-nucleotide messenger RNA. The record is from the annotation of a GenBank genome assembly. NCBI's taxonomy places the organism in Eukaryota, Metazoa, Arthropoda, Insecta, Lepidoptera, Crambidae.